AAAGUAAAAGUAGUGAAACAGUCAGUCAAGACUAAAAGUAGAUGUACGAAGAAGAGAUUUUUGAGUUUUCUCUCAUUCCCUUUUCACCAGAAUACAAACGCAACCUUCAAAUUCAAUCAUUUUCUCCUUCUUGUGAUAAUCAACGAAUACAGGAUCACUUUUUUCUUAUACUCUCAGGUAUCGUUCAUUAUUUCUUUGACAUCAACGAAUACAGGAUCUUCAUUCUUCUUCGCAAUGAUGAACAAAUUCAAGAUUUCAUUCUCAUCUCUGGUUGCUUUAACUUCUUUUCAUCGCAAUCUUCAGUUUUUAGCGAAAAUUGUUGAAUCUUCAUCAAACUUUUGGGCAUCUCAUAAAAUGGAUAGAGGAAACGAUUCAAGUUCUUCUUCCGAAAUACAAGAAGAUAGGAUCAGUAGUAGAAUAGUAGAAGAUAGGAUCAGCAGUGGGAUAGAAGAAGAUAGGAUCAGCGAAUUACCGGAUUCUCUAAUUCACCAUAUCCUAUCUUUCAUGGAUAUCGAAUAUGCGGUUCAGACUUGUAUUUUGUCUAGAAGAUGGCGAUAUAUCUGGACUUCUAUGCCCCUCCUAAAGUUCGAUGACUCAAUUCACUAUUAUAAAGAAGAAGAACCAGAUCAAGAAUUCAGUGACGAAUGUUACGAUUAUCAAGAAAGCACGGAGGAAAAACUAGAAAGAGCCACCAAGCGCUACAUCAAAUUUGUUAACCAAGUACUCAAUCUUCGAGGCGACUAUGAUAUACAAAGGUUUCAUAUUGAGUUUGUUAGAUUUCGUCCGGAUGUUAGUGAAAUACAUAAUUGGAUUGAUACUGCUGUCAAUGGUAAUGUUCAAGUGCUAAUAUUUAGGAGCUAUGUUGAAGGCGUAUUGUUUAAGAGCGAGAACGGUUUUGUGAUUCCUCCUUGUUUAUGUACUUGUCAAUCGUUGACAAAAAUGGAGCUGGGACUGUGGGGUUGGGAAUAUGGUGACAGCAGGAUUAUCCUGCCUCAUAAAAUGAGUUUACCUCGGCUCAAAUCAUUGCGUCUGAGUCUUCAUGACAUGGCGUUUUAUAAUGAAAAACUAACAAAUAGGUUCUUUGCAAGUUUUCCUUCUCUAGAAUCGUUGAUCAUGGAAACGGGGUCUUUCGGAAUUCAUAACAUGAAUUUACAAAUUUCUUUGCCUAAACUGAAGUAUUUUAAAUUUAAUAGUCAGAGUUGGGAAAGCGGUAAUAGUCGGUAUUAUAAAAGCAAUUGUGAGGUUAAACUGCAUGCUCCAAGUCUGUCAUCCUUCAUUUUCAACGGUCAUGUGUCAACAAGUUUCACUCUAGAGAAUCUUUCAUCUCUAGCCAUUGCUGACAUUGAGAUGAAUGUGAAAUCUGAAGAUCGAGUAUCAAUAUAUUCUACAGAAAUUUGUGAAGAGAAGAAAGAAAUGUAUGCCCAGGGUACGAUGGGACUUUUGCGAGGAAUUCAUAGUGUGAAAGUCCUAAAGUUACAUGAUUCUGUCCUCAAGGCUUUAGGUGGAGCUCCUGAUAUAUUAGACACUCAACUGCCGGAAUAUUAUAAUUUGCAACAGUUGGAGCUCGAUGCCUACCUGACGGCGGAAUGCCUGCAUUCAAUAUUCUCCAUACUAAAGAGUUCUCCUAGAAUAGAAUCUAUUUCCUUGUGGUCACAGGGAAAUUUUUUGAAUCCUCUACUGUAUCCAUAUUGUGACGAGGUCAAAUUUAAUCCAGAGAACAUAGGAGACUACUGGGAUGCAGGGUUGUCUAUGUCGUGCAUGAUAUGUCAAGUAAAGUUUGUCGAGAUUAAAGGUCUUAGUGGAUAUGUUACUGAACUGAAGUUUUUAGAGAUUCUAUUGAAACAUGCCACAGGCUUGGAGAAAGUGGUCAUCAGCAGUUGUGAACUGAACAAGGCUCGCAAAGGAAGAAACGGAUGAUGAAAUUUAGUGAGAUGCUGCUAAAAUUUCCUACAGCCUCUAAGAAAAUCCUUAUCUUGUUAAAUUUAUGAGUCGAUGUGUAUGAAUUUGCAAAGUUGUGGAAUCGGAUCCCUUCAAGAAUUUGUUGGGCCCAGAAUUGUAGAAUCGGAUCUCUUCAAGAAUUUGUAGCACACCAUUACUGUUGCUUAUUUUUGCUGAGGACGAGGAAUUAUGUUAGUUUGUAGAUGCAAAAUUCAUGGUUUUAGACUUUUAGUUGCUUGUGUUUAUUGUCUUUCACAUCAAUUUUUCUUUGUUGAUUUCGAUUCAGAAAAGAAGAAAAUUGUUAGCAGGGUUAUGUACAAAUGAUGCAGGGCAUACUACAAUUCCAGAAGAUUCUGCUUAGAGGUUUGGCUUC
Messenger RNA from Papaver somniferum (opium poppy), 2311 nucleotides. RefSeq names its product F-box/LRR-repeat protein At4g14103-like. Gene Ontology annotation, molecular function: protein binding. The record is from RefSeq and is a predicted model, not a curated record. Bases 235 to 1917 code for a protein of 560 amino acids. NCBI's taxonomy places the organism in Eukaryota, Viridiplantae, Streptophyta, Magnoliopsida, Ranunculales, Papaveraceae. The transcript is spliced from 6 exons.